UGCGAGUGCGAACAGGGGUUGCAGCUGGCGGAGGCAGAAAGGAGACAAAACCCAAGUUGAUUUGUUCCCUCUUUUCAAUCCGGCGCUCACCAUGGCUUGCAAGACAGAUCCGGUGCCGGGAUCCGGGUGUUCUCUAUACACCAGUUUGUGGGAUUUUGAAGCCCGAACCGAAACGGAGCUGACUUUCCAAGCAGGGGACCUGUUCCAAGUGAUUCAGAAGACUGGGGAGUGGUGUUGGGCCAAGCAGGUGGAUGCUCUGGGGGGAAUAUGCGAGGAAGGCUACGUUCCCUACAGCUACCUCGCCAAGAAAGAGACGGUAGAGACGGAGCCAUGGUUUUUUGGGCAAAUCUCCCGCUCGGAAGCCGUGCUUCGGCUGUUGUCGGAAAAGAAUAAAUCUGGUGCUUUCCUGGUUCGUAUCAGUGAGAAACUUGGAGCGGAUUUCGUACUUUCAGUCCGCGAUGGCCUCCGGACCAGACAUUACAAGAUCUUGCGAAACGGCGAGGGGAAAUUCUACAUGAACGGGACGAGGACGUUCCCCGACCUGCUCACCCUGGUGACGUGUUACAAAGAAAAGGGUCUUACUCACGGCUUGAAACUUCUGGCUCCCUGCUACAAGCCCGAGCCAAAGGCCAUGCCCCACUGGGACGAUUGGGAGAGAGCCAAAGACGAAUUCCGUCUGAUCCGGAAGUUGGACUCCGGCUCCUUUGGAGACGUCUACGAGGGACUUUGGAAAGAGAAAGUGAAAGUUGCUAUCAAGGUGUUACAGAGAGCCGAUCUGAUGUGCCAGGACACCUUCAAAAACGAGAUCGAUGCCCUAAGGCUGUUGAAGCACAAAAAUAUCCUCUCCCUCUACGCCAUCUGCUCGGCUGGGGAUCCAGUCUACAUCAUCACUGAACUCAUGAGCAAAGGGAGCCUGCUCACUUUCCUGAGAGGUCCCGAGGGGAAACAGAUGGAGAUGGUGGAGCUGGUCUGCUUGGCUUCCCAGGUGGCCGAGGGGAUGAGCUACCUGGAAUCGCAGAAUUUCAUCCAUCGGGAUUUGGCUGCCCGGAACGUCCUGGUGGGAGAAAACAACAUCUGCAAAGUGGGAGAUUUUGGGAUGGCCAGGCUGAUCGAGGAAGAUAUUUACCUCUCUUACUCAAACAGCUUUCCCUACAAAUGGACCGCGCCGGAAGGCCUUUCCUGCGGAUGCUACUCCAUCAAAUCUGACGUGUGGUCCUUCGGCAUCCUCCUUUAUGAAAUCAUGACUCGCGGGCAGAACCCGUAUCCAGGCAUGAGUAACUUGGAGGUCUCCACCAAGGUUCAAAACGGCUUCCAGAUGCACCGCCCGCCCAGGUGCCCCCCUGUCAUGUACUCCAUCAUGUGCAAAUGCUGGAGCCUGGAUCCCAACCAAAGACCGGACUUCCGGAACAUCAGAGAACUCCUCCAGAAUUUCACCAGCUACGAGAACUUUGAAGCCCUCUCUUAAGCUGCCCUUCAAUCAUUGGGGGAGAAGUUGUACCCCAACACACAGUCACCUGAGUAUCAGGGGUAGAGGAGCACAUCAAGGUGCUUGACAAAUUAUUGCACCGUCAGCCUUGCUGGGAAAGAAAGCAUAUAGGUUUAAUCAAAAAGGCAAAAUGGGGACUUUGAAUCUAGAACUAAAGAUAAAUUUCCUGAAGGUGCUCAUCAAUGGAACAGCUUGU
Molecule: messenger RNA, 1682 nt
Organism: Thamnophis elegans (Western terrestrial garter snake)
Lineage: Eukaryota; Metazoa; Chordata; Lepidosauria; Squamata; Natricidae
Gene: PTK6
Product: protein tyrosine kinase 6
Exons: 8
Coding region: 92-1465 (457 amino acids)
Biological process (GO): cell surface receptor protein tyrosine kinase signaling pathway; cell differentiation; protein phosphorylation
Cellular component (GO): extrinsic component of cytoplasmic side of plasma membrane
Molecular function (GO): non-membrane spanning protein tyrosine kinase activity; ATP binding; signaling receptor binding
Source: RefSeq, a predicted model, not a curated record